This is a messenger RNA of Drosophila biarmipes, 1553 nucleotides long. RefSeq lists its product as uncharacterized. The transcript is spliced from 7 exons. Gene Ontology annotation, molecular function: serine-type endopeptidase activity. Lineage: Eukaryota; Metazoa; Arthropoda; Insecta; Diptera; Drosophilidae. Bases 10 to 1410 code for a protein of 466 amino acids. Gene Ontology annotation, biological process: proteolysis. The record is from RefSeq and is a predicted model, not a curated record.
UUUCGCGAUAUGAAGACUUGUUUUGGAUGGUUUUUUUUGCUCCUGAGCCACGCUAGGGCCUACCGCUUUCUGGACGAAACCUGUGGAGCUUGGCCCACCAACAAGGCCCCCAGUUCUGGCUGGUUGGCAACCAUCAGUAAUGCCACACAUCUUCAGUGUCACGGGACCCUGAUUAACAGACGCUUCGUUUUAACUUCUGCUCUUUGCAUAUAUCUUCCUGGAACUAAAAUUGUGGAGUUCGGAUCGGCUAAAUAUAGUGUCAGCCGGUUGGUGGUGCACAAAAAAUAUCUACAACAUGAUAUAGGCCUGGUGAAACUGUCAAGCAGCGUCGAAUUCAAUCCCUUCAUAUACCCAAUAUGUAUCAUAUUGGAUCAAGAAAAAAACAAGUAUGUAAGGAACACGCCAAGGUUCAAAGCUGUUGCAUGGAGCCCAAACUAUAAUGCUCUUCAAGUCAUAGAGCUUAAAGAGGUAUAUAGCUCAUAUCCGACUCAAAUUUUUGCUACCAGUUUCUCUAAGCGAACGAACUGUUACCUAGAGCUUGGGGGUCCGCUGGCACAAUAUAUCUUUUUUGGUAAUUCGCAACGGGCAGUUCAGUUUGGCAUCCGAAGCUAUGGGGGAAAGGGCUGCAACGAGAACGGGGCUUAUACCAAUCUUGAAAACUACGCCGGAUGGAUUGAGGAAACAGUAAAAAAAUUCAGUACCGAGGAUCAAAGGCCUGAGCAGCCGCCAGACCAGGGCAUAUGGCUCUAUGAGGACUGUGGCGGUAAUACCUUAUCAUCGAAACUACGGGCUUUUAUUUAUGCCCCCCAUUUCUCGGCACAGGGAUGGUUUAUCACAGACAGAUUUGUCAUCACAAAUGCCAAUGCCCUACCCGACGACGCUUCCUCUCUAGAUGUGGGCUUGGCCGGAACCCCCAGGUCCUACGACGAAUUCAGAGUACUUUCCAUAUUCCAGCACCCCGGGUACUCGCAAUACUACCAAAAUGAUAUAGCCUUACUCAAACUGAAUCGGCCGGUGACCAUAGGCAAGCUGAGCCCUGUAUGCAUGCUAGCCCAGAAGGAACAUCAAGAGGAGGUCGAAUCAAGUUCGCCCUUAACUGCGUUUGACUUUGUUCAAACUGAGAAUCACAUAACUAUCUUUGAAAAAAAUGUUUCACUUAUUGAGUCCCGCAAAUGCUCCCACCUAACCUCGGCCCCAAUAGACCAGAACCAACUCUGUGUGGGAGCUCCGCGAGGAACGAGUCCUCAUUACGGAAAUAGUGGCGACGUAUUGAUAAAAAAGGUAAUGUACAAGGCAAAGGAAUGGUUCGUGCUGCUGGGUAUUGCCAGUUAUUCAUCCAAUGGCGUACAAGUUUUCACGAACGUUGUACGACAUACUGAUUGGAUAACCCAGGUAAUUGCCUCCAAUUAAAAACAGUAAGACAUCCUUAAAGAGAUGAUAUAAAGGAAUUGUAACAUUACAAUGGCUUUAAGAUGUUUGCAAAGAGGAAAAUAAAUUGCGCUCUACUGACAUACUCCUGAGAAGACAAGGCUAUAUGUGAUAUGCUCUCAAGG